Messenger RNA from Eriocheir sinensis (Chinese mitten crab), 2534 nucleotides. Its product is annotated as lysosome membrane protein 2-like. The record is from RefSeq and is a predicted model, not a curated record. Lineage: Eukaryota; Metazoa; Arthropoda; Malacostraca; Decapoda; Varunidae. Bases 142 to 1695 code for a protein of 517 amino acids. The transcript is spliced from 11 exons. Gene Ontology annotation, molecular function: scavenger receptor activity. Gene Ontology annotation, cellular component: lysosome; membrane; cytoplasm.
GCGGCCAGACAGGUGUGCGGGAAGGUGCGGGCGCGCCACCACCAGCUGCAGCUCAGUGUGCGGCGGUGACUUGAGUGGGGAGGAUGUGUGUGCGAGUUCUCCGUGAUCUGUGAUAGUUAAGCAAUAAGAAAAGCCUCCAAGAUGCACAGGUCCAAUUGCCUAGUGUGCCUGGGCAUGCUGGGGCUGCUGAUGGUCGUGCUUGGUGUAGUUGUUACUGUCGUGUUUGAUCCACUCGUGAACUCCUUCAUCAACCAGGAACUUGUCAUCCGCAAUGGCAGUGACAUGUACAAAGAGUGGAAGAACCCCCCCGUUGUGCCUCACCUGCAGGUCUACUUCUUCAAUGUCACCAACAAGGAGGAGUUCCUGGCAGGGGAUAAACCAGUCUUCCAGGAAGUGGGGCCCUACUGCUACAGAGAACACUGGAAGAAAGUGAAUGUAAAAUUCCAUAAUAAUGGCAGUGUUUCUUACGAGACUCAAAAGUUUUAUUUCUUUGAGAGAAAUGCUUCAGUAGGACCAGAAGAGGAUGUUAUCACCACACUCAAUAUUCCAAUGAUGACUGCCUUGUCUCAGUGGAGAUUUGCAGCCAGACUUGCAAAACUUGCACUUUCAUCCAUGCUGGAGGUGUUGGGGACACAGCCAUUCGUAACAAAGACCGUUGGCCAGUUCAUGUGGGGCUAUGAUGACCCGCUCCUGAAGAUAGCAAAGGACAUCAUUCCUCCAGACCAGCGUUUGCCAUAUGAACAGUUCGGGUUUUUCAUUAAGAAAAAUGGCUCAACUGAUGGUUUGUUGAAUGUCUACACUGGGGAAUAUGACAUGACAAAAUAUGCCACCAUCAAUACCUACAACUAUAAGAAUAAGCUGCACUACUGGAAGACUGACAGUUGUAACAAGGUUCAAGGUAGUGAUGGCUCUUCCUUCCCUCCUGAAGUUGUGAGGGACACAACUCUCUACAUGUUCAAUGAAAACCUGUGUCGUUCAGUUCCUCUCACGUACUGGCACAACAUUGAAGACUUCGGUAUUGAGGGGAUGAGGUUUUCUCCUCCACCUGAUAUCUUUGCCGACGUGUCUACAAAACCAGAAAAUGAAUGUUACUGUGUUGGAGGUCCUCCUUGCAUUGGGGGUGGUGUGUUCAACAUAAGUUCUUGUAAAUUUGGCUCGCCAACAUUAGUCUCGUGGCCCCACUUCUAUCAGGCAGAUCCCAAAUACCGUGAGGCUGUCAUUGGCUUGAAGCCCAAUGCUGAUAAACAUGCAAUGUUUAUUGAUCUUGCUCCACGCACUGGGACACCACUGCGGGCCCAGGCUCGGCUGCAGAUCAACAUUGCUGUUCCCUACGUGCCAGAGGUCCACCCAGCAGCCAAGCUUAGAGAGAUUAUCUUCCCCGUUUUGUGGUUUGAAGACGGUGUGGCUGAACUUCCUGGCAAUCUUCUUGAGUUACUGAGGCUUAGUGAAAAUACCCCACCAGUUGCCAAGCUCAGCAUGCUUCUGGCACUCUACAGCAUUGGAUUCAUAAUUGUCGUCUUUGUAGUUAUCGCUUUCCUAACAACCCACUAUGACUUGCCUGUCCCGUACUUCAACCCCAACUUUACCCACAGGGAAGGUAAAACAACAAAAGUUAAUAAUACUCCAGAUCGCAAGUCGCAUCUGACAGGUCACACCAACACGAUGGUGUCCAAUGACCCAGAGAAUGACGCCUGACAUAACGGGACAGACUCACACACAAGCACACAGUCUUGGCGCAACAAUCAUCAUCACGGAGCGAGCCACGGACCAGAAUCUCAGAGGCCAUCUCAGGUGGAGCACACCCAGCCCCGGCUGAUGAGGUCCCUCUUUGGAGGUGGAGCAUCCUACAACAUUGCUGGACAAACACUUCAUCUCUCCCGCCCCGAGGAUACCCCUUCACACAUUGCAGCAUAUCAUUCACAAAAUCAUAUUUACUCUUAGCUCCAGCAUAAUCUGUAUGCAUGCUAACAAAGAUAACAUUUGUAACUGCCCUCAGUUGGUGCUGGAAACCAUUUUAGGAGGAAAUUAUCAUUGAGUGUUUUUAUAUUGAAUGGUUUUAUAUUUUUAGCAUCUUUUGUAAAAACGAAACCCAAUUUUUUUUUACAUCCGUGUGUGUGUCUGUCCUGUAGUUCUUAGUACACUGUAUAAUGCAUAUCAUAUAGUGCAGUAGCAUAGAUUUAUUCAGAGAUAAAUUAUAAUAAAUUUUUUUUUAGAAAAUUUAAAUGAAUUCCUAAUAGUUCUUUGCUCAAAAAUAUUUGUACUUAAAAUUGACUUUCAUGAAGUGCAUGUAAAGAAAAUUUGGCCACUUAUUUAUCUGCACAUACAACAUAUAUAUACAUAUGGCCAAGUUUUACAAUAUUUAGGAUGGAUGACUUUCACAGUGUACUGCUAAUUUUUUAGCAAAUAUGUGAAAUGAGUGACCUUUCUGUAUAUUUGGGAAUCCAUAAUAUCACAUAAACCUCUAGUUAGGCUGUGAUAUAUCUUUUAUAUAAUGUAGAUAUUUUUUUACAGUGACAAUAAAAGUGAUUUCUUAA